Messenger RNA from Dromaius novaehollandiae (emu), 1489 nucleotides. It is a transcript of the gene STX5, whose product is annotated as syntaxin 5. The coding region runs from base 125 to 1156 and encodes 343 amino acids. The transcript is spliced from 11 exons. Lineage: Eukaryota; Metazoa; Chordata; Aves; Casuariiformes; Dromaiidae. Gene Ontology annotation, molecular function: SNAP receptor activity; SNARE binding. Gene Ontology annotation, biological process: endoplasmic reticulum to Golgi vesicle-mediated transport; vesicle fusion; intracellular protein transport. Gene Ontology annotation, cellular component: Golgi membrane; SNARE complex; endomembrane system. The record is from RefSeq and is a predicted model, not a curated record.
GCGGGGCGCGUGACGCGGCGCGGCGCGCGGGGCGGGGGGAGACGUGGCAGUGACGUCGGGCCCGGCCGGUGGGUCCCGGGCAGCAGCGCCGCGCGCCCGAGCCGCGGCCCGGUGAUGAGCCCCGAUGCACGCGCGGCGCCGCCACGGCUCUAGGAACGCGGAGCAGGGCGUCUACCGGGGCCCCCCCCAGACGCAGGUGCUGCCCCCCGCCAGCCCCCCCCCCGCUGCCGCCGCUGCCCCCCCGGCCGCCGCCAACAUGUCCUGCCGCGACCGCACCCAGGAGUUCCUCUCCGCCUGCAAGUCGCUGCAGGGCCGGCAGAACGGGCUGCAGCCGAGCAGACCGGCCCUGAGCGCCGCGCGGCAGCGGAGCGAGUUCGCCAUCAUGGCCAAGCGCAUCGGGAAGGACCUCAGCAACACCUUCGCCAAGCUGGAGAAGCUGACGAUCCUGGCCAAGCGGAAGUCGCUCUUCGACGACAAGGCAGUGGAGAUCGAGGAGCUGACCUACAUCAUCAAGCAGGACAUCAACAGCCUCAACAAGCAGAUCGCCCAGCUGCAGGACGUGGUGCGGGCCAAGGGCAGCCAGAGCGGGCGGCACGUCCAGACCCACUCCAACACCGUGGUGGUGUCGCUGCAGUCCAAGCUGGCCUCCAUGUCCAACGACUUCAAGUCCGUGCUGGAAGUGAGGACGGAGAACCUGAAGCAGCAGCGCAGCCGCCGAGAACACUUCUCCCGCGCCCCCGUCUCCGCCCUGCCCCUCGCCGCCGGCAACCUGGGCGGCUCCGCGGUGCUGCAGGACGAGGCGCCGCGCGCCGGGGACGUCGCCAUCGACAUGGACGCGCGGACGAGCCAGCAGCUGCAGCUGAUCAACGAGCAGGAUUCGUACAUCCAGAGCCGGGCUGACACCAUGCAGAACAUCGAGUCCACCAUCGUGGAGCUGGGCUCCAUCUUCCAGCAGCUGGCACACAUGGUGAAGGAGCAGGAGGAGACCAUCCAGAGGAUCGACGCCAGCGUGGAGGACGCGCAGCUGAACGUGGAGGCCGCCCACGGGGAGAUCCUCAAGUACUUCCAGUCCGUCACCUCCAACCGCUGGCUGAUGGUCAAGAUCUUCCUCAUCCUCAUCGUCUUCUUCAUCAUCUUCGUCGUGUUUCUGGCCUGAGCCCCCUCCCCAGCCCCGCGACAGACUCGGCCCCGCUCUGACUGUUGGGGCUCAGAGCCUUGCGGCGGCCCCAGGGCUCGGACUCACACCCAAGGAGCGGGGCAGGGACGUGCUGGCUGCCCGGACUGACGCCCCCGGGCCCUGCCGUGGCGGCAGCACCCCUGGCCGCGCGCCCGGCUCCAGGGCCGCGGCGGCGCCUCCUCGGGCUCUGCUCUCCCCGGCACGGCUCCCCGCAGCCUAUGCCGUGGCCGGUGCUGCCCGGUCAUGGUGGCUGCCGUGCCCGUACCCUCGCCCGCGGCGCCCCCCACCCCCCAUUAAAGCUUUCAGUCCCCG